GAAGCCCACGAAGAAGAAAAAGCGGAAGUCGUUUGCGUCCUUGCGAGAGAACGACGACCGCAGAAGAUGAAUCGAAGCGUGUUUGCUCUCCAGCAGGUGGCGCGGCGGACCCUGUGCAGCUCUGCUCGGAGGCCGGUGGAGAACCAGGUCCCCAAGAACCAGAAGCUCUUCCAGGAGGACAACGGCGUUCCUGUCCACCUUAAAGGCGGCACGACGGACGCGCUGCUCUACAGAGCCACCAUGACACUCACCGUGCUGGGUGCGGGUUACGUGCUGUACGAGCUGCUGAAGGCGGCUAACCCUCAGAGGAAAGCUUGACUCCGCUUCCACGUGUGUUGAGUGGGAUGUUGAUGAGCGCCGUCGUGUUCUGUCAUGUUCAUGGGAUCAAUAUUUAUUUCUCACUGAGAUCAAUUAAACUUCUCAUGACCAAUAA
This is a messenger RNA of Phycodurus eques (leafy seadragon), 433 nucleotides long. Its product is annotated as cytochrome c oxidase subunit 7A2, mitochondrial. The coding region runs from base 67 to 318 and encodes 83 amino acids. The transcript is spliced from 4 exons. Gene Ontology annotation, biological process: mitochondrial respirasome assembly; mitochondrial electron transport, cytochrome c to oxygen; regulation of oxidative phosphorylation. NCBI's taxonomy places the organism in Eukaryota, Metazoa, Chordata, Actinopteri, Syngnathiformes, Syngnathidae. The record is from RefSeq and is a predicted model, not a curated record.